CUAUGCCUAACGUUCCGAUUGAGAGAGAUAUGCUUUUCCGUUCCUUGGGGAAAACUUUCACAGACAAGGAAUUUGAUGAGCUUUGUUUUGAGUUUGGAAUUGAGCUUGAUGAAAUCGUAACGGAGACGCGUAUGAAGCGAAAGCAAGAGGGAAGCGAGGAGAAGGAGGUGGUUGUUUACAAAAUCGACGUUCCUGCCAACCGUCAGGAUCUGCUAUGCCUGGAGGGUAUUUCCCGCGCGCUGCGAAUUUUCAUGGGAAUCGAGGAAGUUCCGAAGUAUCACCUCACUCAGCCUAAGCAGGAGCGUAUCAAGAUAUUCGUCGAGAAGGACACGAAGCAAAUUCGUCCCUACAUCGUCGGCGCCGUUCUUCGCAACAUUCACAUGAACCACGACGUCUACAACAACUUCCUGGACUUGCAGGACAAAUUGCAUCUGAACAUCUGUCGUCGUCGCAACCUGGUGGCCAUCGGAACGCACAACCUCGAUUCGGUGAAGCCUCCCUUCUACUACCGCGCGCUCCCUGCCGAGCAGAUCGUGUUCCAGCCGCUGAACCAGACGCGCGACUUCAAUGCCCGCGAACUCAUGGACUUCUACCGCAAUCCCGCGAACGACUGCAAGCACCUGAUGCCGUACACGGACCUGAUCUACGACUCGCCGGUGAUCCCUGUGCUGGUGGACUCGGAAGGAACGGUUUUGUCGCUGCCUCCGCUCAUCAACGGAAAUCACAGCCGGAUGGACUACGAGACGGAGAACAUCUUCAUCGACUGCACGGCGAAGGACGUGACGAAGGCGUCGAUCGUGCUGAACACGCUGAUCGCGAUGUUCUCGGAGUACUGCGACGACCGGUUCUCUGCGGAGAUCGUGGACGUGGUCUACGAGGAGGGCUCCGUCUUCCCCGAGGGCCGCUCGCUGACCUACCCCGACUUCUCCGAGAAGCAUUUGGACUGCUCGGUGGCGGAGUGCUGCUCGACGAUCGGCGCGGCGAUCCCGGUGGACGCGAUGCUGGCGGACCUGCACAAGAUGCAGCUGGACGCGACCGUGCUGGACGCGGACACCAUCCGCGUGAACAUCCCCAUCACGCGCUCCGACGUGAUCCACCCCUGCGACGUGUUCGAGGACGUGGCCAUCGCGUACGGGUACAACAACAUCCAGCGGAAGCAGCCGCCGACGCUGACGACGGGCGCGGAGCAGCCGAUCAACCAGCUAUCGGACAUGAUCCGCGCGCAGAUCGCCAUGGCGGGGUACACGGAGGUGCUGACGCUGUCGCUGUGCAGCCGCGCGGAGAACUACGCGAUGCUGCGGCUGGAGGAGGACGGACUGGCCGUGCGCCUCGCCAACCCCAAGACCGUCGAGUUCGAGGUCUGCAGAACCUCGCUCCUCCCCGGCAUCCUCAAGACCUUCCGCGAGAACAAGCACGUGCCCUACGCCAAGGGGGUCAAGCUCUUCGAGGUCAGCGACGUCGUGCUCAAGGAUCCCGCCAAUUAUGUCGGCGCGCGCAAUGAGCGCAGAGUCUGCGCGGUGUACAUGGGACAGGCCGCGCAGCUGGAGAUUAUCCACGGACUGAUGGACAGACUCAUGCGAUUGCUCGAUGUCGCGCCUGCGCCGCGGUACAGCGGAGUGGCCGAGGAGGUGGCCGAGGGACGGAAGCAGUACUAUAUCCGGGAGGGAGAGUACGGAGCCUUCUUCCCGGGACGCUGCUGCGACAUUGUGAUCAUUGAUGGAGAGAAGGAGGAGGUCGUCGGCCACUUCGGAGUGCUGCAUCCUCAGGUGAUCAAGAAUUUCGAGCUUCGCUACCCGGGCUCGGCUCUGGAAUUGAAUUUGGAGAAGUUCUUGUAA
Blastocystis hominis is the source of this 1835-nucleotide messenger RNA. RefSeq lists its product as hypothetical. Gene Ontology annotation, biological process: phenylalanyl-tRNA aminoacylation. Bases 132 to 1835 code for a protein of 567 amino acids. Gene Ontology annotation, cellular component: phenylalanine-tRNA ligase complex; cytoplasm. The transcript is spliced from 9 exons. Gene Ontology annotation, molecular function: magnesium ion binding; RNA binding; phenylalanine-tRNA ligase activity. The record is from RefSeq and is a predicted model, not a curated record. NCBI's taxonomy places the organism in Eukaryota, Bigyra, Opalinata, Blastocystidae.